This is a messenger RNA of Larimichthys crocea (large yellow croaker), 942 nucleotides long. RefSeq lists its product as uncharacterized. The record is from RefSeq and is a predicted model, not a curated record. Bases 143 to 856 code for a protein of 237 amino acids. The transcript has 6 exons. NCBI's taxonomy places the organism in Eukaryota, Metazoa, Chordata, Actinopteri, Sciaenidae.
AUAUGUAAACAAAGUACAAGGGGACGAGUCAAUGAACGUCACAGCACCAGAUAAAACUCGAGGUUGACACAGUUUAGUUCACGCUACAAUUAGUGCAGUAAACAAAGACACAGAUUUAGCUUUUUUGUGUGAGUGCUGAAACAUGAUGGGGUUUAUUCUCAUUGCUUUGGCUGUGCUCAGUCUUCUGUCUGGUGGACAGUCAGCUCCUGUGACCAACUGUGAUAACCUAACCCAGAUUAUUGCGAUCCAAGGAAGAGAGCAGCUGCUGGGCAAGUGGACACAAUUAGCAGAAAGCACAGACAUUACAGGAUCCCAGGUCCUGACAAAGGCGUUCUCGGAGACCUCCUGGGUGAAAAUCACUGCUGCUAACGAGAGUAACACCAUCAAUGUUUUUCAAGUUCAAAAAACGUUUGGACGCUGCUUCAGUUUAAGAAGUACAAUGACUUUGGAAAACAACACUCUCUCUAUGGUGCGCCCUAUGACUCUUUCUGAGGUCCUGCUGAACACUGGCUGCCCCGACUGUCUUGUUAUCUCCUCAAAAUACACCCUUGGACAAAGCACAUACCGUGGUCUCCAGUUUUUGAGCAGGAGAAAUAAGGUGACAGCUGCUGAGAUGGAAGAGUUUAAAAAGCAGGCUGAAUGUCUGAACUUACCAACACCUGUUUUCCUGGACUCAGAUAAAGGUCUCUGCCCAGAUGAGUCUACCUCCCAACAAACAAAGACCAUUGAUCUCACCAGCGUCACGACUGACGAGAAUUUCUCCAAGGUGAUUGAAAAAAUUCUCGGCAGUGAAGAUGUAAUGAAGGAAAUGGUCGAUGUUUUCUUCAGCAGUAUGACUGGAUUAACAGAAAAUUAACAUGGUCAAAAAAUAUCAUGACAUGCUUACACAAUGAAGAGGCUAUCUAUGGAUAACUGUCAAUAAAAAUGAUGACACUAAAUGAA